This is a messenger RNA of Amblyraja radiata (thorny skate), 311 nucleotides long. Its product is annotated as serine protease HTRA1-like. Gene Ontology annotation, molecular function: serine-type endopeptidase activity. The record is from RefSeq and is a predicted model, not a curated record. Bases 32 to 304 code for a protein of 90 amino acids. Lineage: Eukaryota; Metazoa; Chordata; Chondrichthyes; Rajiformes; Rajidae. Gene Ontology annotation, biological process: proteolysis; positive regulation of apoptotic process; programmed cell death. The transcript is spliced from 3 exons.
GUGUGAUGCAGGUCUUCAGCAUCCAGACAGCAUGAGGUUGAAGUUUAACUUCAUCGCAGACGUGGUGGAGAAAAUCGCUCCUGCCGUGGUACAUCUGGAGCUUUAUCGGAGGGUCCCGUUCAGCAACCGAGAAGUCUCAGUGGCGAGUGGCUCGGGCUUCAUCAUAUCGGAGGGUGGCCUGAUCGUCACUAACGCCCACGUACUGAGCGGUAAGCAGAAGAUUAAAGUGGGGCUGAAGAACGGAGAGGAGUACGAGGCCAAGGUCAAGGACGUGGACCAAAAAAACAGAUAUAGUGUUAAUUAAGAUCAGC